AUGGAGAUGGCAGGCGCCGCAGGAACGAAAGCAUGGUUGCCGUACGUCACCACGCUGGCGUCCUGCGCCGUCGGCGUCUUCUUCCUGCUCUACUUCUACGCGCCACACUGGGCGGUCAGGGGCGUGCCGGGGCCGCCGGCGUUGCCCUUCGUGGGGCACCUUCCGCUGCUCGCCCGCCACGGGCCUGACGUCUUCGGCCUCCUCGCCAAGAAAUAUGGCCCGGUCUUCAGGUUCCAUUUGGGGAGGCAGCCUCUGGUGAUCGUCGCUGACCCGGAGCUCUGCAGGGAGGUUGGCGUCAGGCAGUUCAAGCUCAUCCCCAACAGGAGCUUGCCGGCGCCGAUCGCCGGCUCCCCUCUCCACCAGAAGGGGCUCUUCUUCACCAGGGAUGAACGGUGGUCGGCGAUGAGGAACACGAUCAUCUCGCUGUACCAGCCAUCGCACCUCGCCGGCCUCGUCCCCACCAUGCAGCACUGCAUCGAGCGCGCCGCGGACGCCAUACCGGCGGCGGGGGUCCAGCUGAACCGCGACGUCGACUUCUCCGACCUCUCGCUCAAGCUGGCCACAGACAUCAUCGGGCCCGGUGCGGCGGCUGCUGAGCCGUGUCCCGGCCUCCCGGGGACGGCCGACUGGAGGGUCGCGCGGACCAACGCGCGGCUCCGCGCGCGGGUGGACGAGAUUGUGGCGGCGCGGGCGCGCGGGCGCAGCGGCCACCACGGCGAAGGGAGGAAGGACUUCCUGUCAGCGGUGCUCGACGCCCGGGACCGCAGCGCGGCGCUGCGGGAGCUGCUCACGCCGGACCACGUCAGCGCGCUCACCUACGAGCACCUCCUCGCCGGGUCGGCCACCACGGCGUUCACGCUCUCGUCCGCAGUGUACCUCGUCGCCGGCCACCCGGAGGUCGAGGCCAGGCUGCUGGCGGAGGUGGACGGCUUCGGGCCGCGCGGCGCCGUGCCGACCGCCGACGACCUGCAGCACCGGUUCCCCUACCUUGAUCAGGCAUGUGACAUGACAACGCAGCGUCACGUGGUGACGUCUCGACAAACCGAGCUUGGAGGCCGCACGCUCCCAAAGGGCACGUGGCUGUGGAUGGCGCCGGGCGUGCUGUCCCGCGACGCCGCCAACUUUCCGGACCCCGGCGCGUUCCGGCCGGAGCGGUUCGACCUGGCGAGCGAGGAGCAGCGCGGGCGGCACCCGUGCGCACACAUCCCCUUCGGCAUCGGCCCGCGGGCGUGCGUGGGGCAGCGGUUCGCCCUGCAGGAGGUGAAGCUGUCCAUGGUGCACCUUUACCAGCGUUUCCUCUUCCGGCAGUCGCCACGGAUGGAGUCGCCGCCCGAGCUCCAGUUCGGGAUCGUGCUCAACUUCAAGAACGGUGUCAAACUCGUCGCAGUCGAGCGGUGCGCUGCCAUGCCGUAG
Molecule: messenger RNA, 1413 nt
Organism: Miscanthus lutarioriparius
Lineage: Eukaryota; Viridiplantae; Streptophyta; Magnoliopsida; Poales; Poaceae
Source: the annotation of a GenBank genome assembly